AUGGAAGACUUUGCGUACUCUCUGGGCACAGUUGACAACGGCGAAGUCGACGGCGAGCGACGUCGACACCUCUCUGCCUGGACGCAAGCAGCGGUUCAACGUUCGAGAAUAUCCUUCCUGAGAGGCGAUAGCCAGGAUGUUGCUGCCAUCUUGCUCCCCCCCGACUGCUCAACACCGGCUGUUGUUCGAGUCGCGUUGAAAGACGGCAUGGAUAGAUGGAAUAGUGUGGAGGGCCUGGAGACGGAUCCGUGGGUGGGAAAAGUCGACGACACUAUCAAGAUGACCAUCCAGCCUGUGUACAGUUUGGCAGACGGACGCUGCUGGAUCAUACUGUCGGCCGGUGAAGUUGAGGCGGGAACAGCCCGCAACCCGACUCUUACGAGGAUGACCUCUGCAUGGAGCCGCACCUUUGUGCGUACCAAGGGAGCGUGCCUUGUCGUCACCACGAAUGCCAUCGGCCACUUACAGGACACAGUCGCUGGAGAUUUUCAGCUUUUCGCUGUAGGAUAUGUGAAGCACCUGUUCGACCAAGUUACAAAUGCGAUGUGUGGCGACGCCGUUUCAAGAGUUCAGACUGUGGUGAGCCUACCGGAGGCUCUGGGGCUGGUUUACGGAUUGAGAAGCACUCAUCCAGGGAUUGGUAUUCGUACCCGGAGGGCGUUGAACAAAGCAUGGGCGAUGGUCGAGAGAGGAUACGAUUGGGUGACCGGGCUUCUACUAGUCCACGACAGAAGCUCAGUGGUCAUGGUUCCAGUCCCGCUUCGCAGAUGCAGUGAUCGUAUGGCCGGAGUAUACGCCACCAUUCCCGCUGUGUAUCUCCCAGUUGUGGACGAGAGGGCAACCUGGCGAGCAGAUUAUCUGUCCAUCGGUGAUGGAAAACAUGCUGUAGGGUUAUUCACCAAUGGAGGUGGACUAAAGCAGAACAGCGUGAUGAGAGGGAUUGUGGGCACGGCAGGAAGAUACAUUGGGCAGGAAGGAGGGAUUCUGGUCGUCAUGAAAGAUGCCCAGGGGCACUUGGUUGAUGUCGGAGAUGAAGACGUUGGACCGGUGUUGGCCAAACUGACAAGGUCGUUUAUGAAGAGAAUGCGAGAUGUAGAGCUGGAGUUUACCGUCGAACAACUCCGAUUACAUGUGUACGAGUACGAGUGGGGAUGGGAGAAGGAAUGCUGCGACUUAAUUCCUUAA
Molecule: messenger RNA, 1185 nt
Organism: Coprinopsis cinerea okayama7#130
Lineage: Eukaryota; Fungi; Basidiomycota; Agaricomycetes; Agaricales; Psathyrellaceae
Exons: 6
Coding region: 1-1185 (394 amino acids)
Source: RefSeq, a predicted model, not a curated record